This is a messenger RNA of Molossus molossus (Pallas's mastiff bat), 2974 nucleotides long. It is a transcript of the gene NALF2, whose product is annotated as family with sequence similarity 155 member B. The coding region runs from base 36 to 1454 and encodes 472 amino acids. The record is from RefSeq and is a predicted model, not a curated record. Gene Ontology annotation, molecular function: stretch-activated, monoatomic cation-selective, calcium channel activity. Gene Ontology annotation, biological process: calcium ion import across plasma membrane. The transcript is spliced from 3 exons. Gene Ontology annotation, cellular component: plasma membrane. Lineage: Eukaryota; Metazoa; Chordata; Mammalia; Chiroptera; Molossidae.
CUGCCUGCUUUCUCCAGCCCGGACCCCCCUGAAAUAUGUUCAGGGGCGCUUGGAUGUGGCCCGGGAAAGACGCCGCCGCGCUGACUAUCUGCUGCUGCUGCUGCUGCUGGGCUCCCAGGCCGAGCGACAAACCUUGCGCCGACUCCGAGCGGGCGCAGCGAUGGCGACUGUCCCUGGCGUCCCUGCUCUUCUUCACCGUGCUGCUCGCUGACCAUCUGUGGCUGUGCGCGGGGGCCCGGCCCCGGGCCAGGGAGCUGAGCAGCGCCAUGCGGCCGCCCUGGGGGACCGACCGUGAGCGGCAGCCGGUGCCUCCUCGUGCGGUGCUGCCACUGCCGCCGCCCGGUGAGCCCAGCGCGCCCCCGGGCACUUGCGGCCCCCGAUACAGCAACCUGACCAAAGCCGCCCCCGCCGCCGGUCCCGGGCCGGACUGCGGCGGCGUCCCAGAGCCCACGGGGCUGGCCGCAGCUUGCACCAAAUUGCAAUCUCUGCAGAGACUUUUCGAACCGACUACCCCAGCCCCGCCUCUGCGGCCCCCUGACUCCCCUUCCCGUGCCCCGGCCAAGUUCCCCGCCGCCAAAAAAAACUUGCUCAAAGGCCACUUUCGGAACUUCACUCUCUCCUUUUGCGACACCUACACGGUCUGGGACUUGCUGCUGGGCAUGGACCGCCCCGACAGCCUGGACUGCAGCCUGGACACCCUGCUGGGGGACCUGCUGGCCGUGGUGGCCAGCCCGGGCUCCGGGGCCUGGGAGGUGUGUAGCAACUGUAUCGAGGCGUACCAGCGGCUCGACCGACAUGCUCAGGAAAAAUAUGACGAGUUCGACCUCGUGCUGCAUAAAUACUUGCAGGCAGAAGAGUACUCAAUCCGGUCCUGCACGAAAGGCUGUAAGGCUGUCUACAAGGCCUGGCUGUGCUCAGAAUACUUCAGCGUGACCCAGCAGGAAUGCCAGCGCUGGGUGCCCUGCAAGCAGUACUGCCUGGAGGUGCAGACCCGGUGCCCCUUUAUACUCCCCGACAAUGAGGAAAUGGUGUACGGAGGGCUCCCUGGCUUUAUCUGUACAGGGUUGCUGGAUACUUCACCAAAGCGGCCGGAGAGCAAGUGCUGUGAUGUGCAGUGGGUCUCCUGUGAGUCGGAGAAGAAGAAGUUCAAGGAGUCUGAGGUCCCCAAAACCCACCACCAGCAAUUCCACCACUCCUAUUUCCACCACUACCACCAACAGCACCGCCACUACCACCCCCGCCAUGACCCCCCAGGCCACAUCAGCCACAAGCCCUCCCUGCUGCCUGUCUCUGGGGGCUCUCGCCUCAGCCUCAGCCCCAGCAGGAUCCGGCUCUAUGUCCUUGUUCUCAUGCUCCUCCAUACCAUGGUGUCCUUCUCCAGCAACCAGAGUGGUGGGGGACUGGGGCUGGAGGCACUGCCUGCCCUAGAUGAGGGCCUGACUCGGGAAGAGUGACAGCAGGGAGGGAGGACAGACCUCCGCCACACACUAACAUCAGCUCCACCUCCCCCAGGGGGAGGGGAAGGGGGCUCCUCCCAUGGGAGAUAUAAGACUGGGGAGGGGGCGGGGGGAAAUGGGGGACUACACAUAGUCCCCAACCAACCCCCACCCCAAAAGCAGCUCCAACAGAACGGCCAGAGGGCCCCAGGGAGCUGCAAAACUCAUCCAGGAGAAAAGACAGGAGCAGCAGGCACCCCCUCCUAGGCCCCCACCUAUGGGGCUUAGCAAACAAAAAGGGGGAGAGUGGGGGCUGGCAUUGCCCACCCCUGCUGAGAGCCUUGACCCAGGGAAGGAGGCUGCUCACCCAGCCUUGGCCCUGCAGGGAAUGUUGGAGGGCCCAGAGGGGAGAAGCUCUUUCCCCCCUCCCCAUUCCUUUUGUUGCCAAGAUCCUUAAUUCCCUUCUGCCCAUACCCUACAGGCAACGGCAGAUGGUGCAGUGGCCCUCCUCCAGCGCACCUUGGCCCACGUGGGGCCACCACAGGGAAAUGCCAGGCUGGCAGAUGAGGUGCGCACAGUCACAGCUGCAUCGGGACCCCAGUUAAACUGUGCUCCACCACCCUCAGCAAUGAGGGGUAGGAACAGGGUGCAGAAUUGCAGAAUGAGUGGUGAGAGAUGGAGAUAGGGACGAGGGAGAGGAGAAUUGUAAGCAGAGGGCUUGAGAGAGAUAGCUAAAUGGGUUAUUGCUACUAGGCUUUGGGGAAGUGGAUAAUCAGUGUUGAGGCAGGCUCAAAUACAGCUCCCCAAAUUAAAAAUGUGUUGUAUAAGGAGCCCUCUGGGAAAGAGUGCAGGAACUGGGUUGCUGGGCCCCGAAACAGAAGGCUGAGGGCACGUGGUCAGACUGCUGCUGUCUGAAGGGCCAUAUCUUACAGAAGGUGCACAUACUCCCAAGGGCCACUCUUGCCCUGGAGAUCUUGGCCUUGGGGCCAAAGACAUUUCCAUUUCUGAUCUCCAUGGGGAGGAGGGACUUAAGCCCAAGUGGGUCAGGCCUGGCCUGUGUCCCCAUACUCCCCCAUCUUGUCCUAGCCCAGGCCUCCAUGAAGGAGAACCUGGUGGCAUUGCCCCAGGACUUUCCAGAGAUGAGCCUCCCUCAUCCCCACCCUGUCCCCAUCCCCAGCCUACCAAAGAGUAUUCAUCCCGUCCCAUCCCUGAUCCCAUGGAUUACUCUCCCAAUAGUGGAACAAUCAGACUCCUCCUCACCCUGUAGUGGGUCCCCUAAUCCAGCCACCCUUGCCCCUUGCUGGAGAACAUCCAGAAACUGGCAAAAAGGUUAGAGGGUUGAGCGAGAGAAGGGGCUUCGAGAGCCCUUUGGGGUUCAUUAGCCUUGUGCUGAUCUCUUGGGAGUGGGAGGCCACAUUGCCUGGGACAUCUAAAAGCCAAUAGGGAGCCGGAACUGUGUUCUGGGACAGGCCAAAGGGUUUUGGUUCCAGAAGAGCCUGCAUCCGAGGAUGUGAUGCCAGUGAGUUAAGGGGAGGGGU